This is a messenger RNA of Mustela lutreola (European mink), 1567 nucleotides long. It is a transcript of the gene CIBAR2, whose product is annotated as CBY1 interacting BAR domain containing 2. NCBI's taxonomy places the organism in Eukaryota, Metazoa, Chordata, Mammalia, Carnivora, Mustelidae. The transcript is spliced from 9 exons. Bases 469 to 1341 code for a protein of 290 amino acids. Gene Ontology annotation, biological process: cilium assembly. Gene Ontology annotation, cellular component: ciliary transition zone; ciliary basal body. The record is from RefSeq and is a predicted model, not a curated record.
CCCCCAGAUGGACUCUGUGCUUUCCCCUACAGACCCUCCCGGGGAACCAGGUAUCCUAGGACCCUGCCGGCCGCUCCCAGAAUUUGGGGGAAGGCUGGGCGUCAGCCCCUCAUGGCUGAGCCCCAAGCAAGCUGCCCUAAAUCCGAUCUGUGCUAGAGAACCCCCACGCUGCCUGGCGCUGCAGAACCUCCAACUUCAAACGAAGGAUAUGGGGGCUCUCUGGGACCCCUCCCCCCAGCCAGUGCGAGGCUGGCAAGGCUGGCCGGGGGAAAGGUUGCCAGGCAACCAGCUGGGGCUCCUCCCAGGGUGGCUGUGGGUGGCCAUGUUGCCUGGCAACCAGGUGCCAGUGUCCCUGGAGCCCAGAUCACACAGCUGCGCCCAGCCCCGCCCGCUCUGCCCUGGCUUUCGGGACCCCUGGGGCCCUGGCGUCAUUCCCCUCGCCUAGGACAGCUGGAGCCUCCGGUCACAAUGAGCAUUGUUCUCUCCAGGGACAGCCGGGUGAGGGUGAUGGAGAACACUGUGACCAAUGCCGAGAAGUACUUUGGCCAGCUCUGCUCGUUGCUGGCCGCCUACACCCGCAAGACGGCUCGGCUGCGGGACAAGGCUGAUCAGCUCGUCAGACAGCUCACUGACUUUGCCAACACCGAGAACCCAGAGAUGCGGGCCACCAUGAGGAACUUCGCCGAGGACCUGGCCAAGGUGCAGGAUUACCGGCAGGCCGAGGUCGAGAGGCUGGAGACCAAGGUCAUCUGCCCCCUGAAGCUCUAUGGGGCACAUAUCAAGCAGACACGGGCCGAGAUCAAGAAAUUCAAACAAGUCCAGAAGAACGAGAUGAAACAACUGGAAAAGCUGGAGAAACUGAGGCAGAAGUCGCCUUCAGAUCGACAAAUGAUCAGCCAGGCGGAGACCGGUGUGCAGAGGGCCUCAGUGGAUGCCAGCCGCAUCACCCACCAGCUGGAGGAGGUGAUCGACACCUUCCAGAAGCAGAAGCUGAAGGACCUGCAGAAAAUUUUUUCAGACUUUGUCACCAUCGAGAUGGUCUUCCACGCCAAAGCGGUGGAGGUGUAUUCCAGUGCCUUCCAGAUCCUGGAGAGCUACGACCUGGAGAGAGAUCUGGAGGAUUUUAGAACGAAGAUGCAUGGGGUUUACGGACGCUAUGAUGCUCGGCCAUUCAAGGAUACCACGCCCUCCCCAGCUGUCCCGUGGGCUCUCACUGGCCAGAGCACUCAGACCACCAUACGGAGCCAGAGAGACGAGGAGGAGGAGGAGAGCACCGAACACUCUGCUGAGGAGGACCCCGUGGAGGACCUCAGGGGACAGGGGCGGGCACCCCAGCAAUAGGACCACAGCUCCCCUGUCAGAAAGCACUCCUCCGGGUGCUCAGGGCUGAAGUGGGCUGGAGGCUCGGCUGGGUCCUUGCCCUGGGUGAGUCCCGUGUCCUCCGAGUCUCUGUUUCCUCAUCUGUGCAACAGGGACACUCGCUCACCUGACAAGUCACUCUAGGGAUCCACGGGCCUAGCCUCUGUGAUACACCACUGGUGCUCAAUAAAUGCAGGGUGCAUCUUAA